GGCUUGGGACGGGCGCCGCCCUCCUGCUGGCCAGCGUCGCGACCCCUGGUGCCGGCGCCGACCUGCUGCAGCAGUUGUCGCGCGCCCACUUCGACUUCACGCUCAGCCUCUAUUCGGCGCUGGCCGACGACACCGCCAGCCGACAGCAGGACUUGCUCGUCUCGCCGUACUCAGUGUUCUCACUGCUGUCGAUGCUGUUCCUGGGCGUCGGCGCCGAGUCGCCAUCGGCGGCGCAGCUACGCGAUGUGCUGCACUUCCAGAACAUCAGCUACUCCCAUGUGCAGCGCGCCUUCCAGCAGGCGGCGCAGGUGAUGCGACACCCCUACUACAAGGAUCGCUUCCUGGAGGAGAUGGCGCUGCUGCUGGCGCACGACGUGAACGUGUCAGACUUCUACUCGCGCGCGCUGGACGAGUUCUACCGGCGGACAGUGGUCGCGGUGGACUUCGGCGAGCCAGAGGUCAGGCUCGGGCUGCGCCAGUGGCUACUGAACAGCACCGAAGACCAUCCAACGCCCGCUGACGCCCGGCUGCCCGAGCGACCGGUGCUGCUGAUGAUGUCGAAGGUCCACUUCCAUGGACAGUGGAUGCAGCCGUUCAACGCCUCCAUGACCUUUGACAAGGGUCUUUUCUUCCACGAAGGCUCUCAAAGGAUGGAGGUGCCCGUGAUGACGGGACGGUUCCGGCUGCCGAUCGGCUACAGUCACGACCUGGAGGCGCGCGUGCUGGAACUGCCGCUCCAGGAGCGUCGUCUCUCCAUCUUCAUCCUCCUGCCAGACGCGCUGGAAGACGGUCUGCACCGGCUCGAGACCAACCUGACCACGGACAACCUGCGCGCCAUGCUCUCCACGCUGAAGGACGAGACGGUGCACGUGAAGCUGCCACGCUUCCGGCUGGCCUGCUCUGGUCACCUGCGGCGCGUGCUGAUGGCGCAGGGCCUGACGCACGUGUUCGACCCGAGGACGGCCGCCAUGACCGGCAUCAACGCUGACGGCCGGGUGCACCUCAGCGACCUGCUCUUCUCGGCCAGUGUGGUGAUGGACGAGUCCGGCGGGGUCCCGCCGGCGCCGGGGCCCGGCCGGCCGUCUCCCACGGACGGUCGCCGGCGCGCGCUCACCGACAAGUACUUCGAGGUGGACCACCCGUUCGUGUUCCUCGUCUGGGACUACUACUCGGCCAUGGUGCUGCUGAUGGGCCGCGUGGUGCACCCGGAGCCCAUCCUCGACUGACCGCGCGGCCCGCAGUCGAGUGCGUCCCGGUGCGGUGGGGCGACCCGUGGUGGUCUGUUGGUGUGGCGUGCAGUCGCGCCUUGACGUAGUAAUGUCACCCUACCGACCCAGACAAAACAGUUAACAGCCACCCUACCGACCCAGACAAAACCGCAAACAGUCACCCUACCGACCCAGACAAAACCGCAAGCAGUCACCCUACCGACCCAGACAAAACAGCUAACAGUCACCCUACCGACCCAGACAAAACAGCUAACAGCCACCCUACCGACUCAGACAAAACAGCCAACAGUCACCCCACCGACCCAGACAAAACAGCUAGCAGCCACCCUACCGACCCAGAAAAAAGCAGCUUACCGUUAUCCAACCGACCCAACAGCGACGGCUGCAACUCAUUCUACUGACCCAACCGAGACGACCUACAGCAUCCCGAUGACCCAGCCGCGACAUUUGAGUCGUUUUACCUACCCCGCGUGUUACCGAUCUGGCACGCUGCUGGAGUAAAAAGUACCAAACUAUUAAGCGCAUCAGACAUUUUGCUGUACUUUGGUGUGACAGUGACACCCUGGCAGUGUGGUGCAGUGUCAUCUGACCUGGUAGAGUUGUCUUGUGGUUCCGCCGGUGCUGAGGACCGAACGGCGUGAUUAUUCAGGCGUCACGCCCCGCUGUUCCUACUGAGGUUACACCGCCCGGCGGUCCAGGUGGCGCCAGAUGACCGCCACUAGAGGACUCUGCUGGCGUGGUGCGCGCCGGUCCACGGCGACCCGCAGGAACAAGCCGAGCUUGGUGGCACCGUACGGUUUGGAACGCCGCGCAGUGCAUCUAACACGGCGGGCUCGUUAUACCUGUUAAUUAGUAUAUUGAUGGCGUGGCCCAGAUUAUACAGCAGCUCGAGGUAUGACUUUGACGGGGCCUUAUGGCAAGAGCGGGCUGCUGCCGGACUCGGGCGUCCUCGGAGAGUCCUGCCCCAUGAGUUUGAUGGCGCCCUGUGGCGAGAGUGAACCGCAGGAUUGCUGCCGGACUCGGGCGUCCUCGGAGAGUCCUGCCCCAUGAGUUUGAUGGCGCCCUGUGGCAAGAGUGGGCUGCAGGGCUGCUGCCGGACUCGAGCGU
Pollicipes pollicipes is the source of this 2336-nucleotide messenger RNA. RefSeq names its product leukocyte elastase inhibitor. Bases 192 to 1226 code for a protein of 344 amino acids. Lineage: Eukaryota; Metazoa; Arthropoda; Thecostraca; Pollicipedomorpha; Pollicipedidae. The record is from RefSeq and is a predicted model, not a curated record. The transcript has 4 exons. Gene Ontology annotation, molecular function: serine-type endopeptidase inhibitor activity.